AUGCGGCGGGCGCUGCUCACUCUCCUGCUGCUGCUCGCCCGCUCGCCGCCCGUCGCCGCCCUCCCCGCCACCACCGACGGCUCCGUCCCGGCGGCCGCGGCCGGGAUCGGGGAUCGGGGCCGCCCGCUCUGGCCGCCGCUGGCGCCGCCGGCCCCGGGGCAGUGGAGAGGGCGGCGGGACGAGCCGCCGCUUUCCAUCGACCUCACCUUCCACCUCCUACGGCACCUCCUGCUCCUCGCCCGCGCCCAGAGCCAGCGCGCCCGCGCCGACUCCAAUCGCCGCAUCCUCGACGCCGUGGGGCGCUGA
Neopelma chrysocephalum (saffron-crested tyrant-manakin) is the source of this 306-nucleotide messenger RNA. It is a transcript of the gene UCN, whose product is annotated as urocortin. The transcript has a single exon. Bases 1 to 306 code for a protein of 101 amino acids. Gene Ontology annotation, cellular component: extracellular region. Lineage: Eukaryota; Metazoa; Chordata; Aves; Passeriformes; Pipridae. The record is from RefSeq and is a predicted model, not a curated record. Gene Ontology annotation, molecular function: hormone activity.